Schistocerca americana (American grasshopper) is the source of this 1528-nucleotide messenger RNA. RefSeq names its product NFU1 iron-sulfur cluster scaffold homolog, mitochondrial-like. Bases 75 to 890 code for a protein of 271 amino acids. Gene Ontology annotation, molecular function: iron-sulfur cluster binding; iron ion binding. Gene Ontology annotation, biological process: iron-sulfur cluster assembly. Gene Ontology annotation, cellular component: mitochondrion. NCBI's taxonomy places the organism in Eukaryota, Metazoa, Arthropoda, Insecta, Orthoptera, Acrididae. The record is from RefSeq and is a predicted model, not a curated record. The transcript has 7 exons.
GUUCAGAUGGGUUACGUUUGAUGUUGGCAAUCGUUAAGUUUGGCAAACAGCUGACUGUUGCGUAAUUUGUGAAAAUGGCAAACAGGGUUUUGAAAUUUGGUAUUGCGUGCCGCCGAUUAUUUUCGAUCACUUCAGCGCAGAAUUUGAGGGUGCUGACAGACAUUGGCACAAGAACGUUCUCAAACCGCUUAUUUAAGUAUGGUGGGAAUAAAUUGUAUCUCACCUACAUACAACCAAGGAGAACAAUGUUCAUACAGACUCAGGAAACGCCGAAUCCAAAUUGUCUGAAAUUUUUACCGGGUGUGGAGGUUUUGGGGCCAGGUCAGACUAGGGACUUCCCAAAUGGGCAGUCAGCUCACUGUUCACCACUUGGACGCUUGUUGUUUCGCAUUGAAGGAGUUAAGUCAGUGUUCUAUGGGCCAGAUUUCAUCACAGUUACCAAGGUUGAUGAUGAUUCAGUGGAGUGGAAAAUACUGAAGCCAGAAAUCUUUGCAACUAUAAUGGAUUUCUUUGCUAGUGGACUGCCUAUCAUCACAGAUGAGCAAGGUCCAGCAGAUACACAGAUAUCUGAUGAUGAUGACGAGACAGUUCAGAUGAUUAAAGAACUGUUGGAUACAAGAAUUCGCCCUACUGUGCAGGAAGAUGGUGGAGAUAUUGUUUUUAUGGGAUUUGAGGACGGAAUUGUGAAGCUGAAGAUGCAAGGAUCAUGCACUGGUUGUCCGAGUUCCUCUGUUACUUUGCGAAAUGGUGUUCAGAAUAUGUUACAGUUCUACAUACCAGAGGUACUUGGUGUUGAGCAGGUGGAAGAUGAGAUUGAGAUAAUGACAAAGAAAGAAUUUGAAGAAUUCGAAAAGAAGAUUGGUGCUAAAGAAACAGAAAAUAAGAAUUAGGAAAUGAGUUUUUACUAGUUAUUUAUUUUUUGUAAAUAAGUUUACGUGUCACUGUACAUAAGAGAAUCUAUAGCAACUGUGUCAUGUAUUCACUAACAUGACAUUUUGUAUUGUUGAGUGAUACAUUUUCGAACUGAAAUUUGCUUAUAUGAUUUAAAGAUGUGUAGAAAAAAACAAAAAUAACUAGAUUUUUUUAUCUCUCUGUGCAUGUAACUUAUUAUUACUUCCUCCUUAAUGGAAAUCCAUUUUGUAAAUUACAACUGCAUCCAAUCUCAUACUGUUUAUUAUGUAUGCUGUUAAUCAUUUCACCACAUAUUCUGCAGCGGGUUUCUUUUGAAGCUAUUUCAUAUUCUAAUCACUAUAAUGAGGCCCGUGCCUUUUACUUGCGAUUGGGUUCCUUGUCACUAUAUGCUGCCAGAUAGUUAUAAAGCAUUGGUGCAUACAGAAAUUACAGGAAUAGGUCAGCAGUAAUAUUGCAUUUUGUCAUACAUCAGUAGUAUUACUUUUUGUCAUUCUAGUGAAUGUCUGGAUACAUUAAAUCUGACAUUUUCUCUUAUGCAAAGAGAAUACAAACAAAGAAAAAAUAAGGAUAUUUAUUUCAUUUUCUAAUUAAAUAAGAUUAAAAUCAUGUUACGGUU